Messenger RNA from Seriola dumerili (greater amberjack), 4788 nucleotides. RefSeq names its product TSC22 domain family protein 3-like (gene tsc22d3). Lineage: Eukaryota; Metazoa; Chordata; Actinopteri; Carangiformes; Carangidae. Gene Ontology annotation, biological process: regulation of transcription by RNA polymerase II. Bases 441 to 1109 code for a protein of 222 amino acids. The transcript has 3 exons. The record is from RefSeq and is a predicted model, not a curated record.
CAAGCCACUCCUGCUGAAUCGGUGUGAGUGAGUGUGUAUGAGCGUGUGCGUGUGUGUGUGUGGGGCGUUCACUCUUUCUCCUGCCACAGUAGCAACACAUUGCAGCAGCGUCGCCCCGAACAAAAGGCUAAACGCAGCAGAGCCGCAGGAGGGGAAACUCAGGGAUAGAAGCAGGCAGAGUAGCCCAGCGUGACUGCACUUCUCAGGGAGGAACUCAACCUGCCAUUUAGCCCUCCUGGCCCUGGAGUGGAGACAGGACGGUACACUAGACCAGCCCACGCUGCCUGUCUGUCUCUCUGUCAGUGCUGAGGAGCACACCCUGUUACUGACAGCUCUGUCUGUCAUUCAUACACCCCAGUCUCUGUCAUCCUUUACUGAGAUUCCUGCACCUGCCCUUCUUCACCUGGGCGUCCUUCCUGUUCAUCCACCUGUCCUCCGAGAUGUCAGACGAUGACUGCCGCUCGCCCAUCGGCCUGGACUGCUGCAGUUGCUGCCUGGACCUGGCCAACGGCGGUGACGACUCCAUGUCUGGCAGUCCGGCUCAGGGCCUCGGUACUACGGGGGGCCUGCCGGGAAGCCCCACCAGCCCCAGUGUCAAUCACUUCCGCCAGCUCCGUAACCAGCUGAUGUACCAGAACCUGAACACGGACAAGCUGAACAACAUCAUGAGGCAGGACUCCCUGGAGUCAGUUGUGAGAGACCCCUGCUUCCUUCUCAAUGAAGGGAUCUGCAACAGCAACAUUGACCAGACCAUGCUGUCUAUACUGCUCUUCUUCCACAGUGCCUCUGGUGCUAGCGUUGUGGCCAUCGACAACAAGAUUGAACAGGCGAUGGAUCUGGUCAAGAACCACCUGAUGUAUGCUGUGCGUGAGGAGGUGGAGAUCCUCAAAGAGCAGAUCAAAGAGCUGGCGGAGAAGAACAACCAGCUCGAGAGGGAGAACUACCUGCUGAAGAACUUGGCCAGUCCAGAACAGCUGGAGAAGUUCCAGUCUCGCAUCCCGACAGAUGUGCUGUUACCCCUGGAUAAUCAGAGUGCCCAGGUGACCCCGGACCAGCAGCAACAGCAGCAGCAGAAGACCUGCAACCUCAGCACUGGCUCUGCUGUAUAAGUGGCUCUGCCUUGGGGCGGGCAGAGCCACUGUCUCCUUACAGUAAUGGACCUCCAUUUGAAUGAAAGUAUUACAAAAUCGCCGCUGAGAUCCCUUCGAAAUAAUGAAGGCGAAGCAUCAGGGCUGUAAAUGAUCGAUGGGACACAAAAGAACUGCUGACACUGAUAAGCACAAAACAGAACUUAAGAUGCUCUGACCGGUGCGGUGUCAGGCCCGUCCUCUGAUACCGUCCAACUCUUUGUCGUAGUCUCUCUUUGUAGACAAAAGCGCUAAGAAUAGAGAGAGGGCUGACUAGUCACCGACGAGCGCUUGCUUACAGACAGAGGGGUGGGGUGGGGGGCUUUCCCUGCCUAGCCAAACCCUUCCAACAAACACCCUUUGCCCAAGAGAGGGGCGGGUGAGGAGGUGUUGAUCGGGCUGGCCCUGCAGGUGCUAACUUGGAAAGUGUGCGGGGGAAGUUUGCUCCCUGCUCGCCCAGAGGAGACCCAUCCGAGACGGUCCUCCAAGUCUCAACCAGAAAAGCCCCAUCGUGCAGAAUUGUCCGGUCACAAAAUACAAGUUUCAAGGACUCCCAGCCACACGUUUCAGCCACAUAACGAAGACUUUUCCUGUACCUACGAUGUAUUACUCAUGUGUUCAUAUACAUUUGUUCAUGCAUAACACGAAUAAUCAACAGGAUAAGCUAAAGGCAAGAGAGGUGGAGGUUAAUGCAGUAUAGCCUAUUAGAGCUGGUGGACCGCUGCAGUAGACUGAUCAGUAUACUGUAAUGAUUCAGAUAAUGUAAUCCUGUAUUGUCUGCAGUUGGGGCUUGCUGCUUUUGGGGGAAAUUAAUCCUGCUAUAUCUUCUGUUUUUGUGAUUCUGAACAAAAAUCAGUCGUUGUAAAAUAGGAGCAUUGUACAGUGGUCUUAAAAGAUUUUGUUUGUAUGCUGGGGCGUCAGGCAUAUCUGCGCACCUAGUUUGCCUAGCUCUUCACAUUAAAGGAAAACUACAAUGUACAUAACAGUCAAAAACGUCCUGAGGUAAAGGCAGUGGAGAUGAGUGAGCAAUCAGACCCCCUGCAUUUCUCGCUGCACAUGCACUCCUGAUUUUUAGCAGCGUCGUCCAGUAUCUGGUCCGUUUUUAAAUGCUCAGAUGCCAACUUGAAAAACGAUGGCAUGACAACAGUGCCUGUCCGUAGUAAGAGAGGAACACGUUUCCACUCUGUUGUUGUUGUUUUCUAGCUACCAAAGAUUUCGCCUUUUUUUUUUUGUUUGUUUUUUGUUUUCAACAACAACAGGAGUCGAGCAAACCAGGACCAUGUGUAAAACUUCACAGGGAGAAGUCUUGUUUGUAGCUAGUGCUAAAGUUUCUAUGUGUUUUGUAAAGAUAACGGUAUUGUUGCUGUACAGUAUCCUGGAAACGGUUGUUCACUAUGGUGUUUGGAUACGACUGCACAUUUGCAAUAAACCUUAUGUUUACAUAAUACAAUACAUUGACAUACUUGUUUUUUGUUCAUUCCAUGCACAACACAGACAUACAGACGGUUAACACUUAAAGGAAGAACCAACAUAAGGUGUUUGGUCUAUUGGUCUAUUCUACAAGUCUCUAGAACUCUACUGGAGGGAUGAACAGCAUUCUUUCAAAAGAUAUUCCCUCAUUUGGUGUUUUGAUGAUAAUGGUGGAGAGUGCUGUCUAACAUGUUGCUCCAAAAUCUCCCAUAGUUGUUCAAUUGGGUUGAGAUCUUGUGACUGCAAAUGCCAUAGCAUACAAUUUCCAUUUUCAUACUCAUCAAAACAGUCAGUGACACCCUAAUGCCCAAUGGAUGGGGGCAUUGUCAUCUUGUUUCUCCACUCAUUUUCCAGGAUUUUACUUUAAUUAGUCACCCGUCUGUACAUAAAAACCACUGUCUCAGGAGUUUGAACCAAUAAAAAGAGAUUCAUUAUUUAGAAUUUGACACCUAUGGGCACCCAUCAGAGAAAGACUACUGGAAGGAAAAAUUCAUUCAAAUACAGUAUCUGGGUGUGUCAGAAACAAGUUAUUUGUUAAGAAUGAGUAAUGAAUGUAGAGUUACAUAUGUAAUGUGUAUAUACUAAAUUGUUGCUGCUUAAUUUUCCCAAUGCCUAAGGCACUAACACACUGCAGUUGAAGGGGAAUACCACAGAAAUCAGAGUGGGCCAAAUUUGGAGUUUUUUUUCCCCUUACGGUCGUGUUUUGAAGGUUAUAUAUUCUAUGUAAUGGAGACAUUUAUUCAGUGGAAACCCAGUCAGGGAAGACAGAUGAGAUGUCUGUAACAACACCCUGGAUGAUUUCAUUUUCUGAAGUUGGAGCAACUCCAUCACAACACUUAUUCGCAUGUAUGCUGAUUUCUGUGCGGCUUUGUGAGCCUUGUUUAUGUUUACGAGGUCGGUCUGACAGGCAUGUGAUUUGUCAAAUUCAGCACAAUGUUGCAGUGAGCCCACUUCAGACAAAGCUACUUUUAAUUUGGCAUGUUGGCUCCUCAGACGUAGGAAAGACAAAUCUCAUUGUUAGGAAGUAAAAAUUCAAUGUUAGUAAGUACACAAACUUUUUUUUAUUUUCCAAAAGUUUAAAAACAGGGUGACCACUAAUGAUAGUGAAGUAAUAAUAGCUGGUUGCCAGUGGAUUGGAAUCUGCCAGAGAAAAACAGUUUGUCCUAGUAGCGUUUCCCUUCAGACAGAUUGGCAGCCAGUCAGUGCAGCCUGUGUGUAACUAGAUAUGAUGUGGCUUCCCUGGUGCGUAGACCAGGCUCACAUCCAUCUAUCGUUGAGAGGAGAGAGAGACUCAGCUCUGGCCCAGAACCACCGCCACAGAUCAAAUAGCACUAGAGUAAACACAGUGUCUUCCCCAUUGCUCUCUUUUACACAUGAAACUGUGGUGUCUCCUGGUGCUCUGUGUCAAAACAACUGAUUCUAUGUGAAACCGAUGGUCCCGAUCGAUGCUGCCUGUCUGAAAUGCAUUCUGCAUUUAAUUAGAGGCUGGAGGGAUGCGUAGCGUUAUCGACUGAAGAGGACAUUUGUUUAAUGUAAUGUAAAGAGGAGAGGGACAGGUGUUUAUUGGCUCUUUUGCACAAGAUAAUUAGAGACAGUCUUUAUGCUUCCUUCCCAGACACCUGAACGCUUCGUGCAUGUCAAUGGAAAGAGGCUGCAGGGUCAGCUACUGCAGCUCAAUCAUACUUGUGCUAAUGGCUAAUGCAGCCGCAAACACUGGAAAAAAAUCAUCUGCCGGUGCAGCUAGUUUGCCAAAGACUAGAGGCUCACAAAAAGUCUGAAGACAAUUAGGACUUUGGCUUGAUUUACUGUUUUCAUUUAAGACUCUCUCUCUGUCAUUCUAUUUUGGGACCGGUUAAGCAACACUAUGUUCUAGAAUUACAACAGUGCAUGUGGCUUUUUAUUUGAAAUGGAUUCGCCAUAAAUCUCCAGUUCGCAACUUUAGGCAAAUCAGGAAAUUACCUCUGAAGACAUAUUUGACUUUUUUGCCAACAUGAUGUUUGCUGUUUAGGCUUGUUCACUGGCCUUUUGUUUAUUUGUUCCCUACAGUUACCCCUGAAAAAAUGCGUGCAAAAUGAGGGUUGAGUUUUUGCACUGUGACCAUAGAGUGUACAUGAUCUGGUUUCACUGUUGUGUCACCGUAACAUGUCUGGGUGGAUGUAACAAGUGUAUGAAUAAAGCAUGGAAUAUGUCA